This is a messenger RNA of Caenorhabditis auriculariae, 1879 nucleotides long. Lineage: Eukaryota; Metazoa; Nematoda; Chromadorea; Rhabditida; Rhabditidae. The record is from the annotation of a GenBank genome assembly.
AUGGCCUCGGGGUGUGUGAGGACCUUUGAAAUGGAGGAACAGCAGGAGGAAGCGCUAACCUUGAACAUGAUGAGCGGGAAAAAGAAGGUUGCCGGCGGGCAGACGCAAAACAGGCAAUUUCAAUUCAAGUCUGCACAGACCGCAGAAAAAAAGCUUGAAACGGCCUUCAGCUGCGUUGCACCGCAAAUACCCAGCCGGCUACUGUCCACCUUACUAGGCUGUGCUGAAAAGCAAAAUUGAAGUUCGAAAACGAACAUUCUAAGAACUGUAGGGAAAACUUCUCAAACGUAGCCCUAUGUACUUUCUAAGAAUCUGGUGAUUUCAGAUUCAAAGACGUCUUGGGCAUCCGGAGAAUCUCAACGCUUCGAUCUUGGGCGGAAUCUUGAGAAGGGCCAAAUCGAAAAAUGGUGGACGAGAGCUUCGUGAAACCUUGGAGAAACUAGGACUCAAUUUGCCAGCCGGAAGAAGGAAGUCGGCUACAGUUACGCUCUUGACUUCAAUGGUAGAAGGUAAGUAUACAUAUUUUUAUCAUUUGAGCUUGUAUAUUAUCAGUUACUUUUUUGUUAGUUUCUUGGAUUCUAGCCAACGCAAAUCUUGUAGUGUUUCCCUGUUUCACUCGAGAAUCGGAAGGUAAAAUAUGGAGUGGUGUUAGUUUCUCGACUUUUUUGGUUGUUGAAAACAGUCUGUGACUUUGCUCAAAUGCCGAUUGCUCGCGACCAAAAGUAAACGGUAAACUAGUCAACAAGAAAUACUGCGUUUGCUCCCCUCGGGGUGGGAAAAACGUAAAUAAAAAGGUCUUUUCAUAGCAGCCAGUACAAUAUGAUUAGAUCUGAAUAUAUUUCCCACAAGUUUUGGUUUUUCGAAAAAAAAAACCUUGGUUACAAGCCAGAAGCAUUUGCGUAAAAUUAAGUAAUGCUCAGACCCCAGAAAGUUUCAAAUUUUUAGCCGGUGAAAUUUUUUUCUGAAAUUAUGAAAAAAAGGAAAAAUUGAAUGGCGAAGGAAUUCGUGUUACUGGCUAUAAAUCCUCGAGAUUUAUACAAAAAAACUUCAAAAAAACAGCUUUUUUCUUUGAAAUCUACCAGGAAUGUCAACUGAUCCGUUGGGAAAUUGAAACCGCUUCGAAUAAAUGAUGACCUCAUUAAAUAUAAUAAUAAACUGAUCAAGCUUUUUUCCAAGUUUUUGAAUGAUAAAAGUAAUAAAUUAUAACUGAAAAUUACCUGUCAGCUGAAUAUAGUUAUAAUUUCUCAUUAUAUUGUUUUGCAGGAGAAGCCGAGCACCUUGGACGCGACUUUUCCUACAUUUGUGAGAAGGAAUUUCCGGCCAAAGCGUUAGGACAGCACGUGGUAGCCACCAGGAAGAAGCUCGACUCGGAGAACAUACAGAAACGGCGCGAAGAUCUCAACACCGCCUUGUAAGUGUCUCUUGAAUCCAGCUUCCAAAAAAUUAUUUUUUGAAAAAAGACGAUCAAAUUCGAAUUUUCAGAGCUGUGGUCAACGAAAUGAUAAAUAUGAUGAGUAAGCCGAUUGAUCCUGCCCUCAAAGAGCCUCUCGACACUUUCAACCUUUACACUCACAAUUUUGGAACUACCGCUCUGCUGGCCGGCUACUUGACGAUGAAAAGGUGGGUAAAAUCAUACAUUCUUUUUCUUGAAUUAUUCAAAGAUCUUUCAAAUUAUAAAGCAUCUCUUUCUCUUUGCAGAUUCAUCGAAGCACAAAUCCAAUGUCUCACGGAAGUCACUUUAAAGCCGAAACCAACAGCAACAGAAGCUUCGAUUAACCAGGCCAACAUCCUUCUGAGCAUUCCGGCUUUCCAAAACUCCAACUUCUCCGCGUUAGCUUCGUUCCUGAAACUGGCGGAAGCCAACAAAGCCCAGUUUUAA